Messenger RNA from Humulus lupulus (European hop), 1560 nucleotides. Its product is annotated as wall-associated receptor kinase 3-like. Gene Ontology annotation, molecular function: ATP binding; protein serine/threonine kinase activity. Lineage: Eukaryota; Viridiplantae; Streptophyta; Magnoliopsida; Rosales; Cannabaceae. The record is from RefSeq and is a predicted model, not a curated record. Gene Ontology annotation, cellular component: plasma membrane. The transcript has 2 exons. Gene Ontology annotation, biological process: protein phosphorylation; cell surface receptor signaling pathway. The coding region runs from base 182 to 1411 and encodes 409 amino acids.
UGACGAGUGCAAGGAUCGAAACCCAUGCAUCAACGGAAAUUGUAUAAAUGUAAAUGGGAGCUUUAAUUGUUUAUGUCUGAAGGGUUAUAAGCGAGUUAAUGAAACAACUUGUGAUAGAGUCAGAAAUGGACCACAGAAAGCUCUCUUCGUCUAUAUUCCUCUGGGCAUAAGCAUAGGCCUCAUGACUCUAUUUGCAAUGAGCCUAAUGCUAUUUUGGGGGCUAAGAAAGAGAAAAUUGAUCAAACUUAAAGAGAAGUUCUUUGAACAAAAUGGUGGAUUAAUGUUACAACAAAGACUAUCAAGUAUUGAGAAAGCACCUAUAGAGACAGCUAAAGUCUUUACUGCAGAAGAGCUGGAAAUGGCCACAAACAACUACCAUGAAAGUAGAAUCAUUGGUGAAGGAGGUUAUGGAACAGUUUAUAGAGGAAUAUUUCCAAACAAUAAGGUGGUUGCCAUAAAAAAAUCCAAAUUCGGAGCUCAAAUAGUGCAAACCGAUCAAAUUGAACAAUUCAUCAAUGAGGUAAUUGUGCUCAUGCAAAUUAACCAUAGAAAUGUGGUCAGGCUUUUGGGUUGUUGUCUAGAGACAGAAGUGCCUACAUUAGUUUAUGAGUUCAUUACCAAUGGAACUCUUUAUCAACAUCUCCAUAAUAAAGGCACUAAAACACCCUCACUACCGUGGGAAUUGAGAUUGAAGAUCGCAACAGAAACUGCAGGAGCUCUAGCGUACUUGCAUUAUGAAACCAAUACCCAAAUUGUACACAGAGAUGUAAAGACUAUGAAUAUACUUUUGGAUGAAAACUACAUAGCCAAAGUGUCAGAUUUUGGAACUUCUAGACUCAUUAUGCAAGAUGAAGAUCAGUUAUCAACUUUGGUGCAAGGCACAGUUGGGUACUUAGACCCUGAAUACUUGCAAACAAGCCAACUUACUGAAAAGAGUGAUGUGUAUAGCUUUGGAGUUGUUCUUGGGGAACUAUUAACAGGGAAGAAAGCCUUUUCUUUUGAUAAAUCGAACAAUGUUAGUCAAGUCCUAGCAAUGUCCUUCCUCUCUUUGAAAGAUGAUGAUCAGUUUAACAAAUUCAUUGAUGAUGAUAUCCUCAAUGAUGGAAAUAUGGAGGUAAUUAAAGAAGUUGCAAAUCUUACAAAACGAUGUUUGAGGAUAAAAGGGGAUGAGAGACCUACCAUGAAAGAAGUGGCUAUGGAGCUAGAGGGAUUACGAGCUAUGUCAAAGCAUCCAUGGGUAAACGUUGAUCAUUUGGAUAUUGAAGAGACUGAACAUUUGCUUGGGGAAAUACCUUCAAAUAAUCUUUACGACAUUCUUGAUCUUGAAUGUGGUUCAAGUGGUGCUACAACAACUGUGUAUGAUAGCAUGCAAACUCAAUCAAUGCUGAGUCCAUUUGAUGAUGGGCGAUAGAUGUGGAAUGAGAUCCUCUGCUACAAAACUCUAUCCCACUCUCUGUCUCCUCACUAGUUUAAUGACAAUUGUCUUAGAGUUAUAUAUUAUUUAGACUAUGUUUGCAGAGAAACUUAAAUGAGAGAUUUAAACUGUUAUUUGAUCUUUUG